GACCCGCUUCAAAGUUCGAACUGCAUUGCUUCGCCUUGGUUCUCUCCUAAGCCGUCAUUUUCCUUUUCACUGUUUCUCUCCCUCUUCAGCUUCCAAUCUGCCUCUAAUGGCGUACGAGAAGAUCCUUUUGGGAAUGGGAAAUCCCCUGCUCGACAUCUCCGCCGUCGUCGACGAUGAUUUCUUGAAAAAAUACGAUGUCAAGUUAAACAACGCCAUCCUUGCCGAGGAGAAACACUUGCCUAUGUACGAGGAACUGGCUUUAAAAGACAAUGUGGAAUAUAUUGCUGGAGGCGCCACUCAAAAUUCUAUUAAAGUUGCUCAGUGGAUGCUUCAAAUUCCUGGUGCUACUAGUUAUAUUGGUUCCAUUGGAAAGGACAAGUUUGCAGAGCUGAUGAAGCACAACUCAAAGCUUGCUGGUGUUAAUGUACAAUAUUAUGAGGACGAAACUGCUGCCACUGGUACAUGUGCUGUCUGUGUUGUAGGUGGUGAGAGGUCACUUAUUGCUAACUUGUCAGCAGCGAACUGUUAUAAAACUGAGCACUUGAAGCGACCUGAAAACUGGGCACUAGUGGAGAAGGCAAAAUACUUCUAUAUUGCUGGAUUCUUCUUGACGGUGUCCCCGGAGUCCAUUCAACUUGUUGCUACUCAUGCUGCUGCAAACAAUAAGGUCUUCAUGAUGAAUCUUUCUGCUCCAUUCAUUUGUGAAUUCUUCAGAGAUGUGCAGGAGAAAGCUCUGCCAUACAUGGAUUAUGUUUUUGGGAACGAGACGGAGGCAAGAACCUUCUCAAAGGUUCAUGGAUGGGAGACUGACAAUGUGGAGGAGAUCGCCAUAAAGAUUUCUCAGUGGCAAAAGGCAUCUGGAACGCGCAAGAGGAUCACUGUUAUCACUCAAGGUGCCGAUCCUGUUGUGGUUGCUGAAGAUGGGAAAGCAAAACUAUUCCCUGUUAUUUUGUUACCCAAGGAGAAGUUGGUCGACACCAAUGGGGCAGGCGAUGCAUUUGUUGGGGGAUUUUUAUCUCAACUGGUUCGAGAGAAGUCCAUUGAAGACUGUGUGAGAGCCGGUUGCUAUGCAGCUAAUGUUGUAAUUCAGAGGUCAGGUUGCACAUAUCCCGAAAAACCCGAUUUCAAUUAGACUUGGCUUUCGCGCAGAGUAGCAGCAAUUUUCACCCGACUCUAUCUGGUACUUGGUUACGGAGCCUCCAUAUUUACUCCUAAAUUCAUCCAUUAGGCAUGGGAGUGUAUUCUUAUCUAAAUGUCAAAAUUUUCUCAACUUAUUCUUCUCAUCCAGAACAUGGAUGAUAACUUCUAUUUGAGUAAGACUCUGAAGCUGAACUGAUCUCCGGUUUAAUCUAGAAUCGUGUGCAUCUUUAAUAUGAAGUUGUAAUGUUGGUUCAUGAUGAUCACUACUGUCAGUUACGUAAUCUGGUACUUGGAAGCAGUUUUAACCUGAUCAGAA
Messenger RNA from Momordica charantia (bitter melon), 1456 nucleotides. Its product is annotated as adenosine kinase 2. Gene Ontology annotation, cellular component: nucleus; cytosol. Lineage: Eukaryota; Viridiplantae; Streptophyta; Magnoliopsida; Cucurbitales; Cucurbitaceae. Gene Ontology annotation, molecular function: adenosine kinase activity. Gene Ontology annotation, biological process: purine ribonucleoside salvage; purine nucleobase metabolic process. The record is from RefSeq and is a predicted model, not a curated record.